CAGCAAUGUCUGCUCGCGUGUGCCUCCCCCGGUCUUUCAUAAGUCGUAGCUGCAAACGCCAUCUUUCUCCAUCACCAUUCACCACUGAAUCAGCUAGACUGCUCUCUCAUCAGCUCAACGAUUUAGGCAUUUAGCCCUGCGGGCAGCAGUUGCGAGCAAAGGCCAAAGAACACGGAGAGGCUAAGGCUAUCCACACCCACACAGAUCGAUGGAAUGAUCAGUAACUUUUAUCGAUUCAGAGAUUUUGUUCGGGUCGAUUCCUCCUCCAUGCUGUUUGCAUUAGAGUCUAAUCAAGCUUACAGCCCAGAAGCGUCACAGACAUGGGGAACGCAGCAGUUGCAAUCAUAUCUUCAGUCUCGGCAACUGCGACGGUAGUAGUAAUGAUCGCCCUCAUCAGAAGGUGCCGCGUCGUGAGGAAGAAGAUAAAGAAGAAAAUCGUAAAGAAAGUCUUGGAGGAGAUCGAGCGGAAGAACCGCGUGGGGGCAGCCUGCGACGCCUUGGAAGACGUGGUGAUCGAGAUCGGUCCCGUGGAGAAGUUCCUCAACGAGAUCCUGAACGAGAAGCCGAUGCGUUUCAGCUCCGAGCAGCUGGCGGCCUGCACCAAGAACUACUCGUCGGAGCUGGGGUCCGGCGGCUACGGCGUGGUCUACAAGGGUGAGCUGCCCAACGGCCUGCUGGUGGCCGUGAAGGUGCUCAAGGUGUCCAUGAACAAGAAGGUGCAGGAGGCGUUCAUGGCGGAGAUCGGCACCAUCGGGCGGACGUACCACGUGCACCUCGUCCGCCUCUACGGCUUCUGCUUCGACGCGGACACCAAGGCGCUGGUGUACGAGUUCCUGGAGAAGGGGUCGCUCGAGAAGUACCUCUACUGUGACGAGGGCAGCACGGCCACGCGGCUGGAGUGGGCAACGCUGCACGGCAUCGCCGUCGGCACGGCGAAGGGGAUCAGGUACCUGCACGAGGAGUGCCAGCAGCGGAUCGUGCACUACGACAUCAAGCCGGCCAACAUCCUGCUCACGGCCGACUACACCCCGAAGGUGGCCGACUUCGGGCUGGCACGGCUGGGCGAGCGCGAGAACACGCACAUGUCACUGACCGGCGGCGGCCGUGGGACGCCCGGGUACGCGGCGCCGGAGCUGUGGAUGGCGCUGCCGGCUUCGGAGAAGUGCGACGUGUACAGCUUUGGAAUGGUGUUGUUCGAGAUCCUAGGGCGGCGCCGGAACUACGACCCCUGCCAGGGCGAGAGCAAGGAGUGGUUCCCGAGAUGGGUCUGGGAGAGGUACGCGCAGGGUGAGAUCGAGGACGUCGUGGCCUGCGACGGGAUCGUUGGAGACGCGGACAGAGAGAAGGCGGAGAUGAUGUGCAAGGUGGCGCUGUGGUGCGUGCAGUUCCAGCCGUCGGCGCGACCGACGAUGAGCAGCGUGGUGCGGAUGCUGGAGGGGGAGAUGGCCAUCGUCCCGCCCGUGAACCCCUUCCACUACGUCAUGGAAAGCAGCAGUGCCUCGACUAGCUCGGGGUUGUGGAGCGGCACAUACCAGAGCAGCAGAGACACCACUGCCAGAGAAAGUGAGCUGUCGGCUAGCCCAGCUGCCAAGUCGACUGACGCCAUGAUUGAAGAUGUUGAGCGGGCUUAUGCGUCAGUGUUGGCGAAACAGAGCUUGUAGUCUUGUACACAUUAAUUAUUGAGUAAAAUGCAUCCGCGACGGUGGGAUAAUUGACUUUCCAAAUUAGAAAAACAGAAAGACACGUCCUAAACUUGGGCGGGAUGGCAUGACUCCAAAGCAAAACUUCAAGGACGAGCUGGUUAAAGUCUGUCAAACACUCUCACUUCAGAGUUUUAAACUCCAUAAAGUUUUUAGAGUUCUAGUACAAAUUUUUGGGUACCUCUUUUGCUGCUCCCUAAACUCUAAAAAGCAAGCUAGAGAUAGAGUUUGGAGUUAUUUA
Zea mays is the source of this 1941-nucleotide messenger RNA. RefSeq names its product putative protein kinase superfamily protein. Lineage: Eukaryota; Viridiplantae; Streptophyta; Magnoliopsida; Poales; Poaceae. Gene Ontology annotation, biological process: protein phosphorylation. The transcript is spliced from 4 exons. Gene Ontology annotation, molecular function: protein kinase activity; ATP binding. Bases 321 to 1661 code for a protein of 446 amino acids. The record is from RefSeq and is a predicted model, not a curated record.